This is a messenger RNA of Panonychus citri (citrus red mite), 1300 nucleotides long. Its product is annotated as pseudouridylate synthase TRUB1-like. Bases 277 to 1143 code for a protein of 288 amino acids. Gene Ontology annotation, cellular component: mitochondrion. Gene Ontology annotation, biological process: tRNA modification; mRNA pseudouridine synthesis. The transcript is spliced from 3 exons. NCBI's taxonomy places the organism in Eukaryota, Metazoa, Arthropoda, Arachnida, Trombidiformes, Tetranychidae. Gene Ontology annotation, molecular function: pseudouridine synthase activity; RNA binding. The record is from RefSeq and is a predicted model, not a curated record.
CAUGGACCCUUUUUCUUAGUGAUUUUGUUUAUUUGUUUCUCUUUUUUUAAUUGUUUAGAUUUUUUAUUAUCGAGAGUUGAUUUUCCUCAUUUAAUUUUGGAAACAAUUAAAUGAAAGUUAAUUGUUAUUUCGGACUACGAAUUGAACUAAUUAUGGGCUUUACUUUUCCAUAGAGUUGAUUACAUUUAUCUAAGAUUAAUUGUCUCAUUGUAAUUAUAUUAUUUUCUCGUUUAUGUUGAACCUUAAUUGGUGUUAAUUGUGAUUUUGCUAUUAACUAUGAUUAGUAAAUCAUUGGCCCCAACAGUUAAAGGAAUUUUCCCUUUCUUUAAAGAGCCUGGAAUCAACAAUUAUACGAUAAUUAAAUGGGUUAAACUUCACAUUACUUAUGAAUGCGUAAUGAAUAAUCAAUGGUACAAUCCCUAUGUUGAUAUUUAUCGAGCCCUGGAGCCAUUUGCAUCCGGAGUUUUAGCAAUCGCUAUCGGUAAACCAUCUCUAUAUAUGAAAUAUUUAAAAUUCUGUGAUUCUAAUUACACUCUUGAUCUGCGAAUGGGACAAUCAACGAUUACCGAUUAUUUUGAAAGUCCAACAAUUGACAGUAAACCUUUUGAUCAUAUUAAACUGGAGGAUGUGGAAAAAGUGGCCCGAUCAUUUAUUGGACCUCAAAUUCAAGCACUGCCAAAAGCCCGUUUCCUACGUCCACUAGGAAUUUAUUACGGAGACUAUGAUCAAUCUAAUGACGAAGAAAUUAAAUCAUGGGAUCAAUUCUUACAUAUUAACAAUCAGAUGAGAUUUGUAGCCGGUGAUCGUCAACACCAUCGAAAAGUAACCUGCCACUCGAUCGAAGUAAUCAAAUUUAAUCCGCCUGAUUUAACGUUACAAUUAAGUUGUGAUGUUCCGUUUUCGGUGAGAUCAUUUGCCGAAAAGUUUUUCACCGAAUUGGACACUUGCGGAUCGUUCACUCGAAUACUUCGAACCAAGGAAGGUCCAUUUACCCUUGACCAGUGUAUCGAUCGGACAGAUUUGUACCUAAAGUACUUGAUGCCCGCUUUACGGAAACACACUGAACCAUUUAUCGACCACGUUAGGCCACAUUUGGAUAAAUUACCUUUUCAUGACGAUGUGCGAAUGGGUAAACAACGAUAAUUAAUUGCAAUCGAAAUUGUUUCAAUUGAUUAACUUUCCAUCUAAAUGUAUAUGAACAAUUUUAUGAAACAAACAAUUAGUUUUAUUAUUAUCAUUGAUGAAGAGUUAAUUUUCCGCAACUCUUUCAAUUAAAUUAAUCUCCUUUUCUGAGUUUAAA